CGAAUUAUCCCAUUAGAGUAAGAUCCCGCCUUCUAAUUUCAUGUCUUCUGCCAGCGUUUCUGUUUAGAAAAUGCUACUGGAAGGUUUGCAAUAUCUUCGCUGGCUACUUAUCAUGCAAGGUAUAAUUAACUGUUCUAGGCACAAUAUCACGUUACCACCUCAUGCUUAACCGUCGUCGCCAACUCUCGAACAGAAUUUUCUGAUCUUUCUACAGAUAGCGCAAAAAAAUAGAUCAUGCCAGCCAAUGCCCCCAUUUCUAUUACAUUUACCUGCCUCACAGCAUCCAAUUACCCGAGUCUUGGCUGAUGGCACAGUCACACCGUCGGCGUUAUCUCAUCCUCUUUGCGCAGUCCAUGUUGCCAUGCGUGACAAUCAAACAUCCCCUUUCAUCCCGCACAUCGGGACUGCGAAUCAUUCUACACGCAAUCCCUCUACGGUCAUAUUGAUCGAGUCGGUGUCGGUGCAAGGACGUAAUGCAGCCACCAUCCUUGGCAAAAAUGGUCUAGCGCAGGAACACACAAAAACACUACAAAUUUCUUACAUGAACUUGCACAGGAAUAAGGAAUGCACACGUCUUCCGGUUUCUUGCCGACCAUCGCGUGAGGCGCGUCACCUGGCCCACGUCCCGCAAACACGACCUUCACUUCAACUUAAUGGAUCAGAAUCUCUCAUUUCACUUUACCGAUGGCGGUUUCAUCGUGUUAUAAUCGGCGACCAUCAUGGCGCUCUUGAGCCUGCUAUGCAAAAAUCAUCUCUCUCUUUUGGCCCGGAUAUGACUCACCACUCUUACGGACGGAGCCCGUGGAUCUCAAACGUGCUGGGCGCCCAAGGAAACACAUCCUCAUACCGUAUCUUUGCGAUCAAGAAGGACCUUUCAAAUCACCCUGCUGUGCUGACAGCUGACAGAUACAUUCCUUGGCCCAUAAAAAAAGGUUGGCGAUCCGAUCCGCUUCAAACCCAAUCUCGGCAAAUGUUUUGUUCUACGGAUGAUAUGACUACUACUCCUGCUAAUACUAAUACUAAUACUAAUAGUAGCGGUGAAGGGAACGGUAUUUGGCGUGUGCUUUACAAGACAUCCGCGAGGGCUGGGCUCCCUAUUCAUCAACUUCUCUAGGAGGCUAUUUUACAAGCUCGACGUCAGUACACCGUUCCACGGGACUGGCUCGGAGCUAUCUAACGGCGAUGCUGCGCUGGAGGGUUAAGCCAAAUUUUGAAUUCCAAGUCAUUCGAUCGACCAUAUGACUCCUUGCGCCAACAAGACAAUGGAAAACAUCCGGUGACAAAAUUGGAGUCUUGUCGCUCACUGCUUCGCUUGUUCCAAGAAGAAGCAUGGAUUCUGGAAACAAAAAAAAACGCGUUCAGCUCAGCUGACUCCUCGACGCCCCUUUGUUGAUUUCAAAGUUUUGCCCGUUGACAACCAAGUCUGCCACUUCACAAUAUUCACGCUACGAUUCUGGAUCACCCGCUGAGAAUGAGGGUGUGACAGGUCCUGCGCCCCGUUUCGUGUCAAAGGGCUUUUGUCGAAGCUCUUUCAGAUGGC
This is a messenger RNA of Suillus fuscotomentosus, 1540 nucleotides long. RefSeq lists its product as uncharacterized. The record is from RefSeq and is a predicted model, not a curated record. Lineage: Eukaryota; Fungi; Basidiomycota; Agaricomycetes; Boletales; Suillaceae. The transcript has a single exon. Bases 245 to 1114 code for a protein of 289 amino acids.